Messenger RNA from Ustilago hordei, 396 nucleotides. RefSeq lists its product as uncharacterized. Bases 1 to 396 code for a protein of 131 amino acids. The record is from RefSeq and is a predicted model, not a curated record. Lineage: Eukaryota; Fungi; Basidiomycota; Ustilaginomycetes; Ustilaginales; Ustilaginaceae. Gene Ontology annotation, biological process: mitochondrial electron transport, ubiquinol to cytochrome c. The transcript has 5 exons.
AUGCCAUCCUCAUCCCCAUCCGUCACAGUCUUGUUCCCCGCCGCGGGUGACGAUUCGGUCUUCAGCUCCGUUUCCAGCUUCUUCUCGUCGCUUCUGCCAGUCGUCUACGCCGAAGAGUCCCAAGACAACGAGUCCCAAGACAACGAGUCCGAGGAAGAGUCCGAGGAGGCAGAGGAGGAUCAUCAGGAUGAGCCUGAGGACCCCGCGCCUGCCAUCUAUGAAGAAUGCGAGAAGUCGAAGGCCUGCGCUCCAUUCAAGCACCACUUUGACGAGUGCACCAAGCGUGUAGAGGAGGGCAAGGGUUUCGAGGGCGAGAACUGUAUCGAAGAGUUCUUCCACCUCGCUCACUGCGCACAAGAGUGCACCGCACCCAAGCUUUUUGCCAAGCUCGUCUAA